Molecule: messenger RNA, 1300 nt
Organism: Populus trichocarpa (black cottonwood)
Lineage: Eukaryota; Viridiplantae; Streptophyta; Magnoliopsida; Malpighiales; Salicaceae
Product: carboxylesterase 1
Exons: 1
Coding region: 134-1135 (333 amino acids)
Molecular function (GO): hydrolase activity
Source: RefSeq, a predicted model, not a curated record
UAAGAAUUCCCCACUUGACGAGAUUUAUAAUCCAAAACACAGCUAUAUAUCUCAAGAUCCAUCAAAGCAUAUUAUAAAUUAAGAAAGCCUAGCAUGCAUUGCACAGCGCACCCUUCCAUUAGCAGAGUCCACCAUGUCUGGCCAAACUUCACCCUCCAAUCCCACCAUUACCGAUCCCUACCAGCACAUUCAAAUCAUCCCUAACCAUGAUGGAACAAUCACCCGUGACCCCAACAGAUAUCCAAAUUCCUCACCGUCACCUGACCCCAAAGACCCUACUCCUGUCCUCUCCAAAGACAUCAUCGUUAACCAAUCGGAAAAAACAUGGGUUCGCAUAUUCUUACCUAGGCAAACUAUAGUUGAUUCUUCUUCGACCAGCAAGCUUCCUCUUAUAGUCUAUUUCCAUGGAGGGGGGUUCAUCAAUUGUAGUGCAAGUUCAACGGUUUUUCAUGAUUUUUGUUCAAGCAUGGUUCUUGAUCUCCAUGUUGUUAUUGUCUCCGUUGACUAUCGUCUAGCACCCGAGCACCGUCUACCGGCGGCCUAUGAUGAUGCUAUGGAGGUUUUGCAGUGGAUCAAAACCACCCAGGAAGAUUGGCUAAGAGAAUAUGUUGAUUAUAGUAGAUGUUUUCUCAUGGGCAGUAGUGCUGGUGCUAACGCUGCUUACCAUGCAGGUUUAUGUGCAAGUCAGGAAGCUGACAAUCUCGUGCCCUUGAAGAUCAAGGGUCUGAUAUUGCAUCAUCCAUUCAUAGGUGGGGUCCAAAGGACUGGGUCAGAGGUGAAGUUAGUCAACGAGCCUCACUUGCCACUAUGUAUUAACGAUCUCAUGUGGAACUUGGCAUUGCCUUUGGGCGUUGACCGUGAUCAUGAGUAUUGUAAUCCAAUGGUAGAUGGUGGAUCUAAGCUUUGGAAGAAUGUGAGAUUGCUGGGAUGGAAAGUAAUGGUGACUGGCUGCGAUGGGGAUCCAAUGAUUGAUCGCCAGAUGGAAUUUGUGGACAUGCUGGUGACGAAAGAUGUGAGAGUUGUGGGUCAUUUUAGCACAGGAGGCUACCAUGUUGUAGAGCUGAAGGAGCCCUCCAAGGCUAAAGCAUUACAUGCUCUGUUGAAAGAUUUCAUGCUUGAUGCACCAGCUGCAUAGGGAAAUCGUUUCUAAAUUAAAAUCUAAACAUGAAGGAUUAAGAAGAUUUUAGAGCAAUUAAUCCAGAUUCAAUACAAGUGCUAUCUUGUUCUUUAGGGUUCUUCUCAAUCCGUGCUGGUCUUGUAAACAGUAAUAUUAAUGCUAAUAACAAAAUCCUUCUUAGAA